CUCGCUAAGGAAGCCGCGGCCCUUUGCCUUCAGUUCACUCACCGAGCCGUCCCGCCAUGGCUUGCUACAUCUACCAGCUGCCGUCCUGGGUGCUGGACGACCUGUGCCGCAACAUCGACACUCUCAGCGAGUGGGACUGGAUGCAGUUCGCCUCCUAUGUGAUCACAGACCUGACCCAGCUGAGGAAGAUCAAGUCCAUGGAGAGGGUCCAGGGAGUGAGCAUCACCCGGGAGCUGCUGUGGUGGUGGGCCAUGCGGCAGGCCACCGUCCAGCAGCUGGUGGACCUCCUGUGUCACUUGGAACUCUACCGAGCUGCCCAGAUUGUCCUGAGCUGGAAGCUGGUUCCUGACAGUGCAUCUCCCCUCCCAUCCUUACCAGAGGCUGUGAGACCAGGGCCUGUGGCUACUUCUAGAAGAAACCUCAAGAUUGAGCAGGAAAAGAAGCAGCCUGUGGAGCCGGCCUCCUUCCUGGAUACAGGUACCGCCAUGGCUGGGGCCCAGCAGCAGGCCUCGAACCAGCUUCCACACAAGGAGGAUGCCCCUUGUUCCUUGAAAACGGACCUACCUGACUCUUCCCAAUCUAAGUGUCUCAGCACCUCUACGUCAGUCCCCAAGCAGGAAAAGCUUUUGAGUUUGCCUGGAGACAGGCUUUUCUGGAGUGAGGCAGAUGUCAUCCAAGCAACUGAGGACUUUGACCAAAGCCACCGAGUCAGUGAGGGGACCUUCGCUGAUGUCUACCGGGGGCAAAGGCAUGGUGUGACCUUCGCCUUCAAGAAGCUCAGAGAGAUGGCUGGCUCCAGUCCAGGGUCCAUGGAUAGAUUCCUGCAGGCAGAGAUGCAGCUGUGCCUCAGAUGCUGCCACCCCAACAUCCUACCGCUGCUGGGCUUCUGUACCGGACGGCAGUUCCACAGCCUCAUCUACCCCUACAUGGCCAAUGGUUCUCUGCACGACAGACUUCAGGCUCAGGGUGACUCAGACCUGCUGCCCUGGCCCCAGCGUGCCAGCAUCUGCUCAGGGCUCCUUUUAGCCGUGGAACACCUGCAUAGCCUGGACAUCAUCCACAGCAAUGUCAAGAGUGCCAACAUUUUGCUGGACCAGCAUCUCAAUCCCAAGCUGGCCCAUCCAGUCGCUCAUCUGUGUCCUGCCAAUAAAAAGACCAAAUACACUGUAAUGAAGACCCACCUGUUCCAAGUCUCAGUUGCAUAUCUGCCUGAAAACUUCAUCAGAGUGGGGCAGCUGACCAAGCAAGUGGACACCUUCAGCUGUGGAAUUGUGUUAGCUGAGGCCCUCACUGGAAUCCCUGCGAUGGACAAGGACCGCAGUCCAGUUUACCUGAAGGAUUUGCUUCUUGGUGAGAGUCCUAGCAGUUCUUCUGCUCUCUGCUCCCAGAAGACAGGCAUGGGAAAGGUGCUGGCCAAAGAGAUCUGCCGGAAGCACGUGGAGAGGAGGGCAGGGCUGCUGCCCGAGGCCUGUGUGGAAGCGUGGGCCACCGCUGUAUGUGUCUGCCUGCAGAGGCGCAAUGCCAGCCUGGAGAAGGCACGAGUCUCCAUGGCUGAGGUGGAGAACCAACUCCGUGGUCAGCUGUCCUUCCCUUGGAGCAGGGUUUCAGAAGGCACAGGCUCAUCAUCCAAUACUCCAGAGGAGACAGACGAUGUUGACAAUUCCAGCCUCAGUGUCCCUUCUUCUGUUAUGGUGGCGUCGUGUGCAAGGGUUGCUUCCUCUCCACUCUCCAUGGGAAAUGGAACAGCACAAUCAUCUACCAGUGAGAGACAGGAGGCUGACUCCUCCUCAGAGGCCUGCCCAUGUGCACAGCCACCCCAGGACGCUACAGAGAAUUCAUGGAAAAUUGAGAUCAAUGAGGCCAAAAGGAAACUGAUGGAGGAUAUCCUACUCUACAAAGAGGAGAAACUGGACAGCAUUGAGCUUUUUGGACCCUGAUGACCAGAGCACAUCUGAGGACCCUUAUCCUCAACUGGAUAGACAGUGUCCAGUCAAGGAAGAGGUCUUUGGCAGCCUGAGGUCUGUUGAGACCCAUACAAGCCAAAUACUAGCCCGAACAGAAGGAAACUUGGUUUCAUCAGAGUUGAGUUGCAGGGACAGGGGGCAGGGGGAUCUCGACUUACACAGACACCAAACUCUAGGAAGAACUCUUCCUCUUUGAGGCAAGGGGCUUAUGAAGCACAAUGCCUGGUAUGUG
This is a messenger RNA of Acomys russatus (golden spiny mouse), 2196 nucleotides long. It is a transcript of the gene Irak2, whose product is annotated as interleukin 1 receptor associated kinase 2. The record is from RefSeq and is a predicted model, not a curated record. The transcript has 13 exons. Bases 57 to 1937 code for a protein of 626 amino acids. Gene Ontology annotation, molecular function: ATP binding; protein binding; protein kinase activity. Lineage: Eukaryota; Metazoa; Chordata; Mammalia; Rodentia; Muridae. Gene Ontology annotation, biological process: intracellular signal transduction; interleukin-1-mediated signaling pathway; protein phosphorylation. Gene Ontology annotation, cellular component: cytoplasm; plasma membrane; nucleus.